GUGUGUGUGUGUGUGUGUGUGGCACUACUGUUUCAAGGCUCUGUCAGCUCUCUUAUACAAAACUGAACUCAGCCUCGUCAUCAACCACGCAGCGUCAUGUCGUUCACAUCGAUUCCCAUCCUCGACCUGGAGCUGUCCAGGGAUCCGGCCACCAAGCCUGAAUUCCUCAAUCAGCUUCGCAAUGCGCUCAUGGAGGUGGGCUUUUUAUAUCUCAAGAAUGUAGGCAUCUCAGAUGAGCUAUGGGACGAAGUCAUCAAAGAGGGCAAAAGCUUCUUUGACAUUCCCCGAGAAGAAAAGCUCAAGAUUGAAAUGAAGAAUGCGCCAUCCUUCCUGGGCUACUCCCAGCUCUCGGCAGAAAUCACAGCCGGCGCCGUGGACAACAGAGAGCAGAUUGAUCUCUCAACCGAACACGUCCUCCCAGGCCCAGGCGCGCCGGCAUUCUACAACCUCCUCGGCCCCAACCAGUGGCCCUCGGAGGAGAGCGCGCCCAAGUUCCGCAGCACUUACACCGAGUACAUGCGCCAGAUGGGCGAAAUCACAAUGUACUUCACCUCGCUGAUUGCCGAGGCCAUCAGGCUGCCGCGGGACGCCUUUGAGAAGUACGUCGAGGCCGAUCCGCAGCACAAGCUCAAGAUCAUCAAGUACCCGGACCUGGCCGAGCUGGGGCUGCCGGCGGGCGUGCAGGGCCAGGGCGUCGGGCCGCACAAGGACAGCAUGCUGACGAGCUACCUGCUCCAAGCGACGAACCACCGCGGGCUGCAGGUGCAAAACGUCCAGGGCGAAUGGAUCGACGCCGCGCCCAUCGACAGGACGCUCGUGGUGGCCAUUGGGCAGGGCAUGGAGGCGCUGACGCAGGGCGUGUGCGUGUCGACAACGCACCGCGUGCUGUCGCCCGAGUCCGGCACCGGCGCGCGCUUCAGCAUCCCCUUUUUCCAGGGCAUCAAGCUGGACGCCACCUUUGAGGAGCUCGAGCAGGUCGGCGUCGGCAGGGUGCCCGACGACAUUCGGCGGCAGAGGCAGGCGAUUGUGGACAGGACCGGCGGGCGCGUCGACGACGUCGAGUUUACGUUCCGCAGCGGCGCCGGCGACGCUGCGCAACAGGGUCAAGAGCCACCCGGAUGUGGGGGAGCG
Messenger RNA from Trichoderma atroviride IMI 206040, 1131 nucleotides. Lineage: Eukaryota; Fungi; Ascomycota; Sordariomycetes; Hypocreales; Hypocreaceae. The record is from RefSeq and is a predicted model, not a curated record.